UUUUCUUUGGCGCUGUAGGCAAUUGAACUCGUUUUAAUGGGUUGUACUAGUAUGUAUGGAAGAAUACGUCCUGUAAAUAAUGUCAAAAUAAAACACGGCCGCGCAACGAUCAUUCCUCAUGCGAGUAUUUCAGGACGGGCUGUUUUAGUUUGAAGGAUUGCUACAUCCGGCGUAUUUGACGUCAGCUUCACCGGUCUCUGGGCAUCAAACAUUAGCUUGGUGUGUAGCUACGUGCUAGCACAACUCUCCUGGAAAUCCAACCCUGGCAGGGACUCAUCUAUGAGUCGGAAAAGACACCACAGUUUUUCGGACACAAACUUCCCCUCAGAACUCCACGGCGCCUUCAUGGAGUCCAGUGGGCCUGUGAGUCGACUCGACGGCGAUUUCCUCGAACUGGAGUCCGACGAGGAGCUACUCUGUUCGGUGAGCGACAUUACGGAGCACCUGGGCAGAAACAUCACCGUGGUCCUGGAGACCGCUCUCUCCGAGAUCCGCAAGAUGGUCAGCAUCCGGAUCCGCGUCCUGAAAAUGGAGCUGCGGGAGAAAAACGACGAGAUCUCCGUGCUGAAGGCGAGGCUGAGUUCAGCUCAGAGGGAUGCUAGGGAGAGUUUGCACGGCGCCUCCAUGGAGCCGCCGCCUGAGGCUGCCUUCAGGAAGCCAGACUCGAAAGCCAACAACACGGACCCCAGACGGGCCAAAGCCAGUGUGCCUGCGGUGAAAAAAGAAAACAUUGAUGCUAUCUGUGACUAUCUGAUGAAGGACAAGAACUCCAGGGGGUGUGCAGAGAUGGACGGGGAUAACGGGGACAGAGAGACUCGCCAGGAGACGGACCCCUUGAAUCUAUGGCCGGACAGUGGGCUGGCCGGGUCCGGGCCUCCAGCCGCGGACUCGGAGUCCAGCACGGACGACAUCUUCAGUAUGAUCCCGUCCAGCAGCAAGAGGAUGUACGACUAUGACUGGAUGCCGAUGGAGUAUUCCGCUGAUCUGAAAGUCACGCGGGACACAGACCGCGAGAACACCAAAGCCGAACACUCAGAUGAGGAUGAUGAUGAAGAACAAGAUGGGUCGUUGAAGCGGGAGGACGAUGGGCUGGAGGAGACCUCUCUGUCACAAGUGCACACGCCUGACUUCACCAUGGACCCGCAGAGUUCCCCCGGUGAGGGGGGCAGUCCUCCACAGGGACGGACAGACAGACCAGAGACAGGGCAGCAGUUUCCCAGCCACACAUACAUCUGCUCAUUGUGUGGAACCUUCUGUCCUGACGCCUUGUUCCUGGAGGAGCAUGUAAGACUGAUACACAGCGAUGCUGCUGCCCUUCAGGCUCUGAAAUCCACCGCCGUGGCUCCCCCCAGCCUGGGGAACAGUGGAGAUUCCAGUCAGACGGAGGAGCCUGGUGCAGCAGUGGGGGGCUCCCAAGAAGGGACUUCGUUUAAAAAGGUGAUCAAACUGGACAGUGGCUAUCAGUGUGGGGAGUGCGGCCGCCACUUUAACUACCUCGGGAACCUGCGUCAGCACCAGCGUAUCCACACCGGCGAGAAGCCCUUCACCUGCCCGGACUGUGGCGAGCGUUUCCGUCACGCCGCGCGGUUAAAAAGCCACCGGCUGGUCCACAGUGGUGACCAGAGCCCGUUCCCGUGCCCACAGUGCGGCAAAGGCUUCUCCGUCUUGUCAGGACUCAAGAGACACCAGCGGGUGCACACGGGCGAGAGCCCCUAUGCCUGUCCUCAGUGUGGCCGGCGAUUCAAGGAGCUGGGGAACCUCUACACCCACCAGAGGAUCCACAGCGGUGCCACGCCUUACUGCUGCCAGCAGUGCGGCCGCAGGUUCCGCCAUCUGGGGACAUACAAGAGUCACCGCUGCAUGCCCACCGAGUGACUGACCUGGAUCAGUGCUGCUGAUGUUUCCACGGUGAUGGUCGCUGGCCGAACCACGGUUCACGCUGCAACACUUUUUCUCUCAUUUCCACCACCUUUAGAUGCAAGCCAAGCAAAUCUGUGAACGAGAUGAUGAACGACAUGUCUGGUUCUCAAUCCUGGUGUUUUAAAGGCUGAGUUGUGAUUUUACAACAGCGUCCAUGACUAAAAAUGUUUAUAAUCAUUAAACACACUUAUGUGACAAAAUCAUAGCCAUUCGAAAUCAACUUUAAACUUCAUUCUUCACCAUCGAGUCAAUGCCACACACCAAGUUAGAGUUUGGAAACCGCUUUAAUUCAAACACAUAACUUAAAUACACUCUAAAAUUACAUUUUUGCCUCCUGAUGCCCUGCAUUCCUAUACGGAGGUUGUUGUUUUUUUCCAAAUUCUUUUUUCUUCAACUUAAACAAAACAUUAAGUCUGAAUUUUCAGAAAGUAGUUUAAAGUUUUUAGUUUCAAAGGUCAUCAAAAUCUCACACAUUUUCAUUAGUAGUAA
Messenger RNA from Synchiropus splendidus (mandarinfish), 2409 nucleotides. RefSeq names its product zinc finger protein 16 like (gene znf16l). NCBI's taxonomy places the organism in Eukaryota, Metazoa, Chordata, Actinopteri, Syngnathiformes, Callionymidae. Gene Ontology annotation, molecular function: RNA polymerase II cis-regulatory region sequence-specific DNA binding; DNA-binding transcription factor activity. The transcript is spliced from 3 exons. The record is from RefSeq and is a predicted model, not a curated record. Gene Ontology annotation, biological process: regulation of transcription by RNA polymerase II. Bases 280 to 1875 code for a protein of 531 amino acids.